GAGGAGGUGAUAAAAACCACCUGAAACAAGAAAAGGAAGCACAGGGGGAAUUGUCCAGAGCUCAAGGCCACCGCAGAACCUUCCCCCUUGAUUUCAAGACCUUUGUUUGGAAGGGAAUUGGAUCUGAGCACCUCUUGGGGAACAUAAUCCCGAAUUCCCCCAAAUGCCUCAGCACUGGCUAGUCACGCUGAGCUGCCUUGCAGUCUCUCUUCUCCUCCCCGCAGCUGUUGGCACCCAAAGAAGAGAAGCCUGUGAUUGCAAUGGGAAAUCCAGACAGUGCAUGUUCGACGUCGACUUACUCAGACGAACAGGAAAUGGCUACCGGUGCCUCAAUUGCAUUGACAACACAGAGGGAGUUAAUUGUGAGCGGUGUAAGGAGGGCUUCUAUCGUCAGCGUCAUCAAAAUCAUUGUGUGUCCUGCAGCUGCAACCCCACAGGUUCUACCAGCAUCCAGUGCGAUAUCCAUGGACGGUGCCACUGCAAACCUGGUGUGACAGGAGAUAAAUGUGACCGAUGCCAGCACGGUUUCCGUUCCUUCUCAGAGGCUGGCUGCACACCAGCUGGCCAAGUACAGAUCUCUGGAUGUGAUUGCGAUCCUGCGGGAAGCACAGGGCAAUGCAUUUCAGGACGUUGCGUCUGCAAGGUGGCAGUUGCAGGAGAUCGAUGUGACAGUUGCAAGCAGGGCUAUUAUAACCUAGAUGCGGGAAAUCCAGAGGGCUGUUCUCGAUGUUUCUGUUACGGACACUCAGCUACAUGCUCUAGUGCAGAAAAUUAUAGCAUCCAUAGAAUCACCUCUUCCUUCCAGCAAGAUGAUGAUGGCUGGCAAGCACAAGGAAACGGGUCACCUUUGCACCUCCAAUGGUCUUCACAUCAUAAGGAAGUUUAUGUGGGAACAAGAAGGACAGACCCCGUCUAUUUUGUGGCUCCAGCCAGGUUCCUGGGGAACCAGCGACUGAGUUAUGGGCAGAUGCUGUCUUUCGAUUAUCGUGUGAACCGACCUGGACGCCGACCUUCGCAGCUUGAUGUAGUCUUGGAAGGAGCUGGUCUCAAAAUCGCUGCCCCACUCAUGCCUAAUGGAAGGAUGCUGCCUUGUCGAACCCGCAAGACCUACACAUUCAGGCUGGAUGAGCACCCAAGCAGCAACUGGAGUCCUAGGCUGAGUAGCACAGAGUAUCACCGAUUAAUUGAGAACCUGACAGCCCUUCGGAUCAGAGCCACUUAUGGAGACAGCACUGGGUACCUCAGUAACGUCGUUCUGAUUUCGGCACAGCCCAUGCCUGGCACCCCAGCGCCCUGGGUGGAGCGAUGUGAAUGUCCAGCUGGAUACCAGGGGCAGUUCUGUGAGAAAUGUGCUGCAGGAUACAAGAGAGAGAAUUCUACUAGACUCAGGGCUCUCCGCAACUGUGUGCUGUGCAACUGCCAGGGAAGUGGAAUCUGUGAUCCGGAUACCGGAGAUUGCUAUUCCGGAGAUGAAAACAAGGAGCACAUUAGUGCCACCUGCCCGACGGGCUUCUACAGUCUCCCUUGGAGCCCACAGAGCUGCCGGGCCUGCCCGUGCCGGAGCGGUUAUGGCUGUUCAGUGCUUCCAGGGACACAGGAGGUUGUUUGCGAUAACUGCCCUUCUGGAGCCAGUGGAUCUCGCUGUGAGUCGUGUGUCGAUGGCUAUUUUGGAGACCCCUUAGGCGAGAACGGCCUAAUACAGCCCUGUCAACCAUGCCAGUGUAACAACGUUGACCCAAAUGCUUCUGGGAUUUGCAACCACUUGACAGGGGAAUGCAAGUGCAGGGAUGGAUUCUUCGGAAAUCCUUUAUCCCCAAAUCCAGCAGAGAAAUGCCGAGCUUGCAAUUGCAAUUCGGUGGGUUCUGAGCCCCUGCGGUGUCACAGCGACGGGAGCUGCAUUUGUAAGCCUGGAUUCGAAGGGCAAAGCUGUGAGCACACCCGUUGUCCAGCCUGCUAUGGUCAAGUGAAGACUCAGGUAGAUCAGUACCUCCAGCAACUGCAGGGACUUGAAGUGCUCAUCAAUCAGGUGCAGACCAGUGGAGGACGCGGCGAUAGCGCAGAGCUGGAGAGGAAGAUGAGAUUGGCUGAGGAGAUGCUCCAGCAAGUCCUGAGAGAAGCCCAGAGCUUACAAGCUUCUGACAGGUCCUUGGGAAGUCGCCUGUCCAAGAUGAAGGCUCAAGAGUUCAGCUACCAGAGUCGCUUGGAUGAGAUAAAUGAGACGACCAACCGGCUGCAGUCUCUGGGCACUCAGUACCAGACCCAGGUGCAAGAUGCCAGGAGGCUCGUGGAGAGAGCUCGCUUGGAUUUGGAGCAGAGCAAGGCGAAGAUGGGAGGCAUGAGUAUUCCAUCUCCAGACAUCCCUGGAAGUUCAAACACUUUUUUAAUCCUGGCCCAAGAAGCCAUGAAGUUAGCAAACAACCACAUGCAGCUGGCAAAUACUAUUGAGCAAGCAGCCAGGGCAGCAGAAGAUGCCUCCAAACAGGCACUGGCGUUCCUGCAGUCCUCUGCGAAGGGGGAAGGCAUCAUCCCGACAAGCACUGUGCAAGGCCUCCAGAAAAAAUAUAAUGAGGUAAAGUUGCUCUCAAGUGAACUGGAGGCUGAUGCCGGCAGAGCUGCAUCUAAUGCUGACAAGGCCUAUCAGGGUAGCCAACUGCUGCUUGGCUCUCUGGCUCGUUUACCAAAGAUUGACACAAGCUUCUUUCAGGAGGAGGCCAGUCAGCUCCGUCAGAAAGCAGACUCUUUAUCGGGCUUAGUGGAAACAUACAUGGCGGAGUACAAGCGGCUACAAAGCAACUCAGGGACUUGGGAGGAAGAAAUGAAAGAACUCUUGCAAAAAGGAGAAAAUGACAAACUGACGUCAGUCCAACUUUUGUCUCGCGCCAACCUUGCCAAGAGUAUGGCCCAGCGGGCCCUGAGUGCUGGCAAUGCCACCUUUGAUGAAGUUGAUGGCAUCUUGAAGAAUCUGAGGGAAUUUAAUCUUCAAGUAGGUGACAAGCAAGAAGAAGCCCAAAAGGCCAUGCAAAGGCUCCCUCUCAUCACCAACAUGGUGGCCAGUGCCAAUGAAAAGACAAGGCGUGCAGAAGCAGCCCUGGGCACUGCCGUCACAGAAGCCGAGGCAGCCAGGAGAAUGGCUGGGGAAGCCAAGGAGAUGGCUGGGGGCAUCAAUCAGGAGAUUAGAAAGCUGGCCUUAGAGGCAAAUAGGUCGGCAGAUGGAGUGCUAGCCUUGGAGAGGGGCCUAAUGUCUCUGCAUCAAGAGGCAAGAGGGGUGGAAGACCAGUUGCAGCAGAAGACACUGGAGGUUGACGCAGAUGCCACCGAGGCACAGAAAGCUUUUCAGCAGUCCCAGAGGGCCAGGGCAGGUGCUGAGAGUGCUGGGAAUGCUGUCCAAGAAAUGCUCAGUGCCCUAGAAGAUGUCUUGCGCAUGAUGGACCAACCUGAGGUUGUGGAUGAGCAAGGUGUGAACAUGCUUGAAAUGAAUCUCGGGAAGGCCAGAACAAGGAACAACCAGUUGAAAGAACUAAUGUUGCAGCUGGAAGGAACAGCCAGCCAGCAGAAACUUCGGAUCCAGACACUGGAACGGAGCAUUCUUGAGAUCCUCGCAGAUAUCAAGAACCUGGAGGAGAUCCGGGAUAAUCUCCCUCCAAAGUGUUACAACAUCCAACAGAUUGAGAGACCAUGAAGCCUUUGUGGGUAACGCAGAGCAGACUUCCAUAUACGCUCAUUUGCUUGGUCUUGCACACAGCAUCAGGGUUAGGCCAAUGGUUUGAGGUGAUUCAAGGCAUCAAGGCCUCCCAAGACUGGCUGCAUAUGGCUCCACUGAACAGAUCCUUUAGAAGUUCUCUUCGUCAGGCAGGGGUAACAGCUGCAUCUCUGGGGGUUGUGAUGCAACUGUUACCUUUGGGUUAUGGCAGCAUUGGAAGAGAUCACUGUUCCACUCGUCCCAUUCUGGGGGAGCAAGAGGGAAAUGCCCAGAGUGCAUGAAGAAGCUCACCAUAACAAACCCAGUUCAUGAGAGACCAGGUU
Elgaria multicarinata webbii is the source of this 4023-nucleotide messenger RNA. It is a transcript of the gene LAMC2, whose product is annotated as laminin subunit gamma 2. Lineage: Eukaryota; Metazoa; Chordata; Lepidosauria; Squamata; Anguidae. The transcript has 23 exons. Gene Ontology annotation, molecular function: integrin binding. The coding region runs from base 164 to 3679 and encodes 1171 amino acids. Gene Ontology annotation, cellular component: laminin-332 trimer; basement membrane. The record is from RefSeq and is a predicted model, not a curated record. Gene Ontology annotation, biological process: cell migration; morphogenesis of a polarized epithelium; cell-cell adhesion.